AUGUCUCAGCAUUUCAUUGGCAGUGGUGGUCCUGCUCCUGAUUGGAGUAAUGAAGAUUACCCUCUUGAGCACAUCAAGAUCCUUGCUGCUGCAGCAAAAAGAGCUGUACAAGAGCUCUGGCCUUUUUCCAUCAAAGAGAGGACUGUGUGGGCAAAGAAUCUUGAGCUCAUCACUGCUUUCUGGGAUGCCAUCCACACCCUUGCCCAGGAGCAUCAAGAUCAGUUUGCAUCCCUCUCUCCUGCCCACAUCAAGUACAUGGGGUUAGACCUCCAGUGGCUCUGGUUGAGCUGCCAAGAAGGCAAGGUGAAAACUAAGAAAUUAGCCUUACAUGGUGUUCAACCUGCUGCACCUCUGGAGAUCCUGGAGGAGAAGAACACAGUCCAAUUGAUCCCCCUGCUCCCCCGGCCUCACCUCCCCCAUAUGACUUCUCCCUCUGCAGAUGAAACAGAGGGGGAGGACCAAGUUUUGGAAUCAGAUUCGGAGGUCAGGGUGGAGGACAAGAAGUCUUGGCAGGAUGCAGUGCACAGAUGCUUUGUCCACCACAAUGACAUGGCUGAGGAGGGCAUCAUUGCCUCCAAGAACUAUGCCCUCCCAUCUGCAGACAUGCAUGUCCCUCUGGAUCCCAAGAGGAGGAGUGAAUAG
Messenger RNA from Dacryopinax primogenitus, 642 nucleotides. RefSeq lists its product as uncharacterized. The record is from RefSeq and is a predicted model, not a curated record. The transcript has 7 exons. Lineage: Eukaryota; Fungi; Basidiomycota; Dacrymycetes; Dacrymycetales; Dacrymycetaceae. Bases 1 to 642 code for a protein of 213 amino acids.